CCGGACGCUGACGUCAUCGCUUCCUGUCGAUUGGUGAGCGCGCAGGUCUGCGUGUGCGUCUUUGGUGAAAGUGAACAAGGGGUGGUGACGUCAUCGUGUGCGUCUUUGGUGAAGGUGAACAAGGGGUGGUGACGUCAUCGUGUGCGUCUUUGGUGAAGGUGAACAAGGGGUGGUGACGUCAUCGUGUGCGUCUUUGGUGAAAGUGAACAAGGGGUGGUGACGUCAUCGUGUGCGUCUUUGGUGAAGGAGAAGAAGGGGUGGUGACGUCAUCGAGCGGGCGACAUGUUCACCGGAAGACGGCGGUGUUGACUUCACGUGACAAGGAAGAAGACGCUGUUUGACUAAAAGGCUAAAGCUAGCAGCGGUAGGUGGGCCAUGUUGUCUGGGCGGUGACGUCAUUGUGGCCGCAGCAUGGUGCUGAGGGAGAUCCCCGCGGAGCACGUGACCAGACCCCUGGGCAGGAACGAGGUGCUGGGCCUCUUGUUCCGUCUGACCAUAUUUGGCGCCGUCACCUACUUCACCAUCAAGUGGAUGGUGGACGCCAUCGACCCCACCCGCAAGCAGAAGGUGGAGGCUCAGAAACAAGCGGAGAAGUUGAUGCGGCAGAUCGGCGUGAAAGAUGUGAAACUGUCUGAGUACGAGAUGAGCAUCGCCGCCCACCUGGUGGACCCCCUCAGCAUGCAGAUCACAUGGCGGGACAUCGGGGGUCUGGAUGAUGUCAUCACAGAGCUCCAGGAGACCGUCAUCCUGCCCGUCCAGAAGCGUCACCUCUUCCCCUCCUCCAGGCUGCUGCAGCCCCCCAAAGGUGUCCUGCUCCACGGACCGCCCGGCUGCGGCAAGACCCUCAUCGCCAAGGCCACCGCCAAGGAGGCGGGCUUUCGCUUCAUCAACCUGCAGCCCAGCACGCUGACUGACAAGUGGUAUGGAGAGUCUCAGAAACUCUCGGCCGCCGUCUUCUCAUUGGCUGUCAAACUGCAGCCCGCCAUCAUCUUCAUCGACGAGAUAGACUCCUUCCUGAGAAAUCGCUCCAGUUCAGACCACGAAGCCACGGCCAUGAUGAAGGCCCAGUUCAUGAGUCUGUGGGACGGUCUGGACACUGACCACCACUGUCAGGUGAUGGUCAUGGGCGCCACCAACCGUCCGCAGGAUCUAGACUCGGCCAUCUUGAGGAGGAUGCCCACCAGAUUCCACAUCAAACAGCCGGGCGUGCAUCAGCGAGAACACAUCCUCCAACUCAUCCUGGAAAACGAGAGUGUGGACCACCAGGUGCAACUUUCCCAGGUUGCCAAGGAAACAGAGGGAUUCUCAGGAAGUGACCUGAGAGAGAUGUGUCGUGAUGCCGCCCUGCUGUGUGUGCGCGACUUUGUGCACCUUCCUAGUGACAGCCCAUCGGAAGAUUUCAUUCGCCCAAUCGACACGUCGGACUUGCAGCGGGCCAUCGCCAAGAUGAAGAAAUCCAAGAUGGCGGGCGGUCACGGAGCCUUGCUGCACGCCGCUCUGGACUGAGCACAACCUUCACCUCGGCCCGCUGGUUCGAUUCCCUCUGGCUUUUCUGUGCCAAUGUUACUUUUCUUUUUUUUUUUGAGCCCUCAAAUGUCAGCUUGCUCACGAUCUGCAGGCCACGCCCACCUGUCGUUUGGUCAUGUGAUGUGGAAUUCUGAAAGCUUUUAUUUUGACGAGUAAUAAAGCGACUCACGGAAAGAAAUAAUUGGA
This is a messenger RNA of Nerophis ophidion (straightnose pipefish), 1713 nucleotides long. It is a transcript of the gene atad1b, whose product is annotated as ATPase family AAA domain containing 1b. NCBI's taxonomy places the organism in Eukaryota, Metazoa, Chordata, Actinopteri, Syngnathiformes, Syngnathidae. Gene Ontology annotation, cellular component: mitochondrial outer membrane. The record is from RefSeq and is a predicted model, not a curated record. The coding region runs from base 412 to 1506 and encodes 364 amino acids. Gene Ontology annotation, molecular function: ATP binding; ATP hydrolysis activity. The transcript has 10 exons.